Messenger RNA from Penicillium maclennaniae, 2826 nucleotides. RefSeq names its product hydantoinase/oxoprolinase family protein. Lineage: Eukaryota; Fungi; Ascomycota; Eurotiomycetes; Eurotiales; Aspergillaceae. Gene Ontology annotation, cellular component: cytosol. The record is from RefSeq and is a predicted model, not a curated record. Gene Ontology annotation, biological process: glutathione metabolic process. The transcript is spliced from 4 exons. Bases 1 to 2826 code for a protein of 941 amino acids. Gene Ontology annotation, molecular function: 5-oxoprolinase (ATP-hydrolyzing) activity.
AUGGGCAGCAUUACCGAGCAGAAAUACCGUAUUGGAGUUGAUGUGGGAGGCACAAACACCGAUGCAGUUCUCAUCUCCCUUGACCCUGUCUCCAUCAUCGCUUCGCACAAAGCACCUACCACUCCGGAUGUCACGACGGGUAUCACCAAUGCUGUUCGCAAAGUCAUCGAAUCUUCGACCGUAUCACUUGCGUCGAUUGGCUGUGUGAUCGUCGGCACUACUCAUUUUGUGAAUGCGGUUGUUCAGCGUUCACUGUCUUUGCGCCGCGUAGCCGUUAUUCGACUAUGUGGUGGUUCUCAGGAAGGCUUUGGCCGUGGGAUUCCGCCCUUCGUCGACUUCCCUGCCGAUCUGCGCGCUUGCAUCGAGACCUCUCAGAUCUAUCAUUGUAGUGGUGGAUAUCAGAUUUCCGGCGACGAAAUCAGUCCGUUGGACCGUGAAGAACUGAGACGUGUGGCUGGAAAUUUGGCAAAAAGCAAUGUUUCCAAUGUGGUAAUCUCAGGGAUGUAUGCUCCAUUGAACCACUUGCAAGAGACAACUGCUCGAGAUAUCUUGCUGGAAAGUAUGAUCAAGAGUGGCGGAACCGAUUUCAAGCCUCGGAUCACUCUGUCUCAUGAGGUAUCAGGUCUGGGAUUCCUGGCUCGUGAGAAUGCAGCAAUCCUGAAUGCUACACUACGUCCUCUUGCCGAAAAAACCAUCUACGGGUUCCAAAAAUCCAUGGAAGACAUUUUUCGGGGUCAACCUUACACGCUUUACCUGACCCAGAACGAUGGUAGUGUUCUGGGAAUCUCAGAAGCUGUGGAGUUACCUAUUCGCACCUUCAACUCCGGUCCAACAAACUCCAUUCGCGGAGGUGAAUUUCUUUGGCGUGCUGCGGCGGAGGAAAAAGGGCAGCAAUACGUUGAGCGUACCGAGCCUCUCGCGGUGAUUGAUAUCGGUGGGACGACAUCCGAUAGUGGACUCUUACUGCCAAAUGGAAUCCCACAAAUGAGCUCUAUCAUGAGCCUCGUUGGUGGGGUCCGUACCAACUUUGCUCUCCCUGCAGUUGAAAGUAUUGGGCUAGGUGGAGGCUCUAUCAUCCGCAGCCUAGAUAAUGGAGAGCUCUCCGUUGGUCCAGACAGCGUCGCUUUAGAGCUUCUUGAGAAGGCGAAACUUUUCGGUGGUGACUAUCUCACAUCAACGGAUAUCGUUGCUGCAUCUGAAAUAUAUUCACCGACGGGAAAUAAUCCAUUCAAGGGAUUGGGAGAUACCAAGCACCUCGCGGACGUCACCCCGGAGUUAGUGAAGAAGGCCCAGGCUGUCAUGCGACGACAAAUUGAAGAGCUCGUUGAUAGGACAAAGAUCCAGAAGGGUGAUGUCGACGUUUUGAUCGUCGGCGGUGGCGCUCCCAUCAUCAAGACAGACGAGCCGCUUUCAGGGGCUCAAGAAGCAGUUUCAAAGAUUGCCGUUGAGAAGGCGAUUGCAAAUGGUGCCAAGCCAGAAACGGUCCAAAUUGUCGAAGUGACCAUGUUGCCAAUUCAAUACGUCGAAGCAAAGGCUCGAAUUCUUGUUAGGGCUGUUGGAGAGCUCGAUAUCAUUUCACAACGACAUACUACUCGUGCGGGGAUUACGCCCGAUCCGCAGGUGGUCAAUGACACAAAGGAGAUUCGGGAAAAUCUUCUUAUUCACCGGCCGUACCGGAAGUUGAUAUUCGCGAAUCUGGAAUUUAUCGCCGCGGGGUGCAAGAUACUUGGUUGUGGAGGUGGUGGCGAUCCAUACCAAGAAUACCUCAAGGCAAAAGCCAUCAUUCAACUUCACCCAGGUACAAUCAAGGUAGUUUCACCAGACUUCUUACCCGAUGACUCCUUGGUCGGAUGGACUGGUUGUAUGGGCAGUCCGGAAGUGAGCAUGGAGAGGCUCGAAAACGACGAAUGCCUCAAGGCACACGAGGAACUUAUGCGUGUCAUUAAAAGCCCACCAGUGUCUGGCUUUCUAUCUCUGGAGAUUGGUGGAGGAAACGGUGUCGUCAAUCUCAGUGUUUCAGCCCAUUUCGGAGUGCCCUGCAUUGAUGCCGAUUUCAUGGGUCGCGCGUAUCCAACGACUUGGCAAACCACGCCAAAUGUCUAUGGAUCUCCAACCGGCGAUGCUCUGGUACCUGCAACAAUCGCGAGUGGUGAUGGCUCAUUCAUCACCAUGACCAAGUCUCGCACAGACCGAGGUGUCGAUAAGAUUCUGCGAGCUGCAUGCGUGGAGAUGGGUUGCCGCGCAGGUAAAUCCCUGGCGCCGAAGACCGCCAAAGCAGUCAGAGAGCAGGCCGUCACCAAUACGGUCUCUUUAGCUUGGUGGAUCGGGCGAGCGGUGGCUCUAGAGAAAAAUAUCGCGGAAAAGGCCCAACGCAUCGUCGAUGAGGUCGGUGGCUCUGAGACUGCAGUCAUUCUCGGCCAGGGGAAAAUCACCGGCGUCGAGCGAGUUCUCAAGACUGGCCAUACCUACGGUGUGUUGGAGGUCGAUGGAACUCUGACCGCUGGGACAAAGGCCACCAUCAAGGUCCCAUUCAAGAACGAAAACGCCUUUGUUGAAGCGGUUGCGGAAGGCGAAUCGAAAAUUUUGGCGUCUGUGCCUGAUCUGAUUGCCGUCAUUGAUGCUGAGACUGGCGCGGGCCUGGGGACCCCCGAGUACAAGUAUGGACUUAAAGUCGUCAUUAUUGCUAUUGCUGCAUCCCCCCGGUGGACUGAAACCGCAAGGGGGAUGGAGCUGGGAGGGCCUGGUUCUAUGGGAUUCGAAGAGGUCAAAUAUGUUCCGAUUGGAAAGUACAGCAAACCUCGAAGCAUCAUUGAGGUCUUUGGUUGA